Oryzias melastigma (Indian medaka) is the source of this 1827-nucleotide messenger RNA. RefSeq lists its product as uncharacterized. The transcript is spliced from 3 exons. NCBI's taxonomy places the organism in Eukaryota, Metazoa, Chordata, Actinopteri, Beloniformes, Adrianichthyidae. The coding region runs from base 1138 to 1698 and encodes 186 amino acids. The record is from RefSeq and is a predicted model, not a curated record.
AGAAUAGGUGAGUAUGAUAAACCUCAUGUGUUAUUCAUUGGUUUGCAACACUUGUAUGAUUCCUCUCCUCCCUGCUUCCUGCCAAUCCACUUGUCUUUCCAUCUCGGAGACAAAGAGCCUUUCAAGUGAACACCCACAAAAAACCGUCAACAACUAAGAUAAAGCACUUAGCAGGCGAGCGACUCAUCUUUGUGUUCACAAAUGUGACAAAUCCGAUGGAGCCACAUGCCUGUCUGCAAACAGACCAAAUCACCACCACCGAUUAGACAGGAAUCCUUUGCUUAUAGAAAACUAUUGCCCGAACAAAAUAUCUAUAAAUUUGUGUUGCAGUCUGUAUGAACAAAUGUGUAGGUCAUUUCAAUCUUGCAGAGUCACGGUCAUCGCAGAAGUGUAGCAUCCUUUGCACAUUUGAAUAAACUCCCCAUCCUCGCUCCUCGCAUAAGUGCUUCACCCCACUUGUACCUAUUCUCGGAGAUUGAAUUACUACAGGGUAAUGGAAACCAUGUUGAGUGCUGUGGGACAUCCUUUUCCCACACAACAACCGUUUAAUCACAGACAAGCAGCGGGCACUGUGCCACAUUAUAUAUCACUGUCUGUAUGUGAGCACAGAGGAGCCACUAGAGAGAAAAAAACACAGAAAGGAGACUGUCUCUGUAGGCUGGGAAGAACACAAAAUCCAACUGAAAUGGGUUUUUUGUGUUUUUUUUUCACUGAAAAAACCCCAACAACAAAUAAAGGAAAAGCAUCCAUUUGCAGUGUACAUUAAAUGACUGAUAAUGGAUGCUAAUUGGAGCAAUAAAAAUGCAAAGUGAUGAAGAGAUUGGACUUUAAUUGCUUCUUUUUUCUACUGAACCACUCUCUGUGGAUAACGCUGUCCAAAGAGUGAACUCUGUGUGUGUAUGUGUGUGAGGGUGGGUGGAGGUGGUGGUGGGGUACUAGGUAAUUCCACGCAAACAGCCACAUACUUUCACAUUAUCUCCUCCAGUGGACACAUCAGCGCCUGCCCCUCCUGAGCUGGAAGAUUUCACUCUCCUCCUUGGUCCUCAUCUUCUACCUUCUUCACAUUUUUUUCUUCUCACUAUUUUUCCAUCUCUUCAUUUUUUUUUAAUUUUUUUUUUGGCGUUUCUUUUUUCAACGAUGUCGUCUCUUCUCAGGGAGGAGAUGCAGAGGGUUUUAUUCCGGCCUGAAAAGCACAGGUUGGUGGAGUUCAUAGAGAUUGAGGAACUGUCGCGUGGGAGACAUUUUCUCUGUGUCUCAGUUGGAAAGAACAAAGUGGUGCAGUUGUGCAUUGUGCAAUGUCACGUAUCCUUGUCUUCAAAAUCCAAGAAGUCUCAAACCAAGCGCUCCAGCAUCCAGGACUGCUACAGGAAGGCGGAGGUCUGGUCUCUGCAAGACCUGACUCUGGUUGAUGGGCGAGACCCCGAUGUGGAUGACCCCUGUUUCCUGCUGCACUUCGACAAAGUGCGCUCGGUGACGGCCGUCAGCAGUUCGGCGAAAUACACCAUGGUGCGAGCCCUGGUCGCAGUCAGCGACCGGUACUGUCAGAGGACACUGCCUCUGCGGAACUUUGACUGUGCUUACAUCAAGCCCACCACCUUUUACUCCAACAGAGGGGACUGUGUUGUACUGUCACAGAUAUGCUUGUAUGCCUGCAAUUUGGUUUGUCUCUCCAUGUGUCCUGUUCCCCUGGAUUCAUGAAGACAUGACUGAAUUUGUGACAGAGUGCAUGUCUUGUGCAUCCUGCAGAACUUGACUUUGUUGGAGUUGUGAAGCCCAAAGUUUGCUGCUUUUAGGGUUUUAAUAAAUCGUGAACGUGUUCUGCAUAAA